Magnolia sinica is the source of this 2721-nucleotide messenger RNA. Its product is annotated as probable mediator of RNA polymerase II transcription subunit 26c. Gene Ontology annotation, cellular component: nucleus. The record is from RefSeq and is a predicted model, not a curated record. Bases 651 to 1715 code for a protein of 354 amino acids. Lineage: Eukaryota; Viridiplantae; Streptophyta; Magnoliopsida; Magnoliales; Magnoliaceae. The transcript is spliced from 9 exons.
ACGCUUCAUUCUCCUACCUCUCUCCUUAGUUGCCAAAAAAAGCAAGAAAAUUCUCCUCUCCUGUCAUUUGUUUUACCUUUCCUAUUUCUGUUCCUAUUCAUAUUCCACUUAGCUGACGAAUAAAAGCGGAUGGAUUAAAAAAAGGGUUUUAUCCUUCCCAAAUACAGAGAAACCGAAGAUUAGAAAGAAGAAACCUCUCCCUCCGAAUGUGAAAAGAAAUAUGGAAAGAUUUCCAGCAUCCGGAAAGAGAAUUUAGCCUUUUUCUAUUGGACAUUUACAAGGUUUCCCUUUCCUUCUUUCCAGCGCUAUUUCCCCUUCCCUGGAUUUUCCUGCUUUCGACGCACAAUCCCCACCAAUCUAUACCUGGUUUCAGACCCUUUUCUUUACGGCGAUUUCAUUAUCUCUAACUUCUUCAUCUGCUGCAAUCCAUCGACAUCUCUUCCAGAAACGUCUGGAUCUGUGCCUGCUCAUCUCAUGGUCCAUGGAUUCGGAUGUCGAUUUUUGAUCUGACAGUGAUUUUCAUGCGUCCGUUCGAAGAAAAUAGAAAGAGGUCGAGAAAACACGGUGCUGAUCUUAGAUCCGGUGGUGGAUUCGUAGAUUGGAAGGAGAGGUCGUAGGAAUCCAAGGCCGGAGACUCGGAGUUUUGGGAUAUGGAUCUGGAUGAUUUCAGGUCGAUUUUGAGGGAUUCGGGUGUAGAUGUCUGGACGAUGAUCGAGACCGCAAUUUCCAUGGCUUCCGCAGACUACGGGAAGGAAUUGAAGGAUCGAAGGGAUGGGAUUGUCGAGCGGCUCUACUCUCCAGCAGUCCAUCGUUGCCACAACUGUGAUCUUGAUGCCGCUCCGAGGCUGAGCAAUACUGGAAUCGAAGAGAAUGAGAAAAAGAGCCAAUCUUCUGUAGAGAAGGAGAGCAGCAGCGGCGGUAAUGUGAAAGGAGCAUCUCCAUUGACGAUGCCACGGCCGAUGGAUGGGGAGGAUGAUCAAGAUCAGAUCUAUGAAGGAGGUCAUUCGAUUGACCACGAGAAGAAUAAGAUCCUUGUGAUCAAGGAACAUCUGGAAGAUCCUGGUCAGUCGGACGAUUCUCUUGUUGAUCUCCUCCAAGGCCUCGCAGACAUGGAUAUAACAUUCACAGCUCUCAAGGAAACUGACAUUGGAAGACACGUGAACGGCCUGCGGAAGCAUCCAUCGAGUGAAGUACGACGAUUGGUGAAGCAGCUUGUAAGGAAAUGGAAAGAUCUGGUUGAUGAAUGGGUGAAAUUGCGUGGUGAAACUGCCGCUGCAGCAGUCAUCGAUGGAGACUCCCCUCAACAAUUCUCUGCUAAAAGCAAUCAAAAUGGGAACCAGGUUUCCCCAUCGGUACCCGAUUUUGGAUACUCUCCGAAUUGCCAUAAUGGAAGUUCUGGUUCGGAAAAAUACAAUCCUCAGGAACCAGAAACAAAGGGAAAAGGAAUUCCUCGUCGAGAAGUUCAAAUGAAACAAAGUCAAUCAGUCCCUCCUGCUUCUUCUGUCACAUCCAAUAAGCAGAAAGAAUCAAAGGAGAGCCUCAUCGAUCCAGAAAGGCUUGCCUCUGCAAGACGGCGACUCCACGAAAACUACCAAGAGGCACAGAAUGCAAAAAAGCAACGAACGAUUCAGGUGAUGGAUCUUCAAGAUAUUCCGAAACCGAAAAACUCAUUCUUUCCACGCAAUAAAGGGGGUUUUCAGGCUAAGCACUGGUGAAAAGGGUCACCAGAAGAAAACCCAGGUGGAGGAAUGUUUAUUUUUCUUUUAUUUGCAGGGAAUCUUUGAGUUACACCAGGAGAUGGGAAAGCCUGUGACUUUGUACCUCUUUUUUUCUGUUUUUAGGCCUGUGAUUAUCACCUCUAUUUUCAAAGUGGUGACUCGUCCGCUGUCCACAUGGCAUAAUGCAAGGAAAUCCAUCCCUUUCAAGUUGUAGGCCCCAUGGGGGGAUGGAAUAUAUACCCCCAAAAUCACAGUGAUUGACAUGAUCUUAACCAUCCAUAUAUGCUAUGCUGUUGAAAACCGACGCUGAGGAUUCCAUGUUGAUUCGUCUAUUUUAUAGGCACCAAUUGGAUGGUUGAUCGGUAAUGUGUGUAGAAGUUCUUGUAUGUGCAUUUGCAAGAUGGCUCUUGGUCCAUUUCUUCAAAGAGUUCCAUUGAAUUCAAUCCAGUUUGACGGACUUGUCCCAUUCAGCUCAACUCCAAAUGUAUUUGGAUCCAGGUUUUAGUAAUUAUUCGGCUAAGCUUGGACUGGACCUUUUGUGCUUCCAAAACAAUGAGCUUUUCAAUUCGAUGGGGCACCAUUUCAACAGAUCGCAGCUACCAUUUCCUACCUCACGCAACUUUUUCGGUUAGUCUGAUUUUCCAGAUAAAGCUUCUGUCGCAAUUUAGAUCGGUUGGCCUGUUUGAUGUUUGGCCCUAUUUUGAAGAUGAUGGUGAACUAUCACCGAGCACUCAUGUAUAUCUAGUUUUAUGAUUGAGACUCUCCUUGAAAACAAAAGGUUUUGAGGGUCUCUAUGAUUGGCGUGGACUUACUGAAGCUAGUUUUGUGAUGUUCAGGUACACGUGUAUAUUUUCAUCUCAUCAGAGGCUUUAAAAUAAAAAAAUCAGUCGCAAGACUCACAAGACUGAGGUUUUUUAUUUUCAGUUUUGGAAUUGUAUAAUCUUGUGUGUGAUUAGCAAAACAGCAUAUGGCAAAAAGGACGGAAAACGUCUGUGUUUAAUUC